Molecule: messenger RNA, 886 nt
Organism: Durotheca rogersii
Lineage: Eukaryota; Fungi; Ascomycota; Sordariomycetes; Xylariales; Xylariaceae
Exons: 1
Coding region: 240-695 (151 amino acids)
Source: RefSeq, a predicted model, not a curated record
UACGUAUGUGUGUGGUUAGGUCGCAUCUGGAUACGUCCAAGACUUCUAAUGCGGCGCUAGGUAUAACAAACUAAGGACCCCAGUAGCUUACAAUGUGCGGAGAAUGGAGAAUGGGGAAUGGGGAAUGGCCGCUAGGGAGAAAGGAAGCAGAAGGGAAAUGCUGAAGGUCGUCAACGUGCGUGAUCACGUAUUCGUCGUCACCGCGGAUUCUCGCGAGGCCCAAGUAAUAAGCCACAACAAUGUUUUUAGCUCUAUCUACUGAAGACUGCCUUGUGGCCCGUCUGAUCCGAGGCCGCCUGCCUACCGGGCCACUUACCAGUCACUCUCCUUUCCCCCCUUUACGCCUAUCCUUAAUCCACUGGCUGCCACGAUGCCGCCCUCGACAUCCUGGCCGUCGCCAUCGUAGCCUGAGAGUGCACGUCUAUGGUGCAAACGUAAAAAACGCAAUUCCAUCGGGUCCGACCAAAGUCGUCUACCCUCAUAAUCCGCCAAACUCCGGGGCUGUGCAUCCAUCAUGCUCGAAACUGCUGCGGCGGCAUUUGAGCUGCAGUCAAAUAGGGUAUUAUGCGAAUGCCGAAAAGUCCUCCCUCUUCAGUCCCUCUUUUGCUAUUCGCAAACCUAUACCCUCUAUCUUUUUUUUUCUGUUUUGUUUCCUUCCUUCUUUAGAAAUCAUAUAUCACUUAGGCAUCUCGUAACCAUGCCACCGGGGCGAGAAUCUUUUGACAGAAACCCCCUCGUACCGUAGGAACCAAGGGGUGGGUGCCGCGGGGGAAGAGAGGAUCAGCGAGAUAGCCAGUCACACGGGCAUUGUGACGAGCUUCUCCGUCACUCCACUCCCAAUCAACCGUGACGAGGAGGGAGAGGGAAGGGGAGAAGGGGGGCGAAC